Salvia miltiorrhiza (redroot sage) is the source of this 1438-nucleotide messenger RNA. RefSeq names its product GDSL esterase/lipase CPRD49-like. The coding region runs from base 542 to 1207 and encodes 221 amino acids. The record is from RefSeq and is a predicted model, not a curated record. Lineage: Eukaryota; Viridiplantae; Streptophyta; Magnoliopsida; Lamiales; Lamiaceae. The transcript has 6 exons.
UUAGUUUCCCUUGAUCCACUCUACAGUCUGCCUGCCCUAACUGGUGGAGUAGAAGUGUAAUAGAUAAGAUUGCGAUUGAUUGCUUGGACAAUCGUCGAUCAAUUCACAGAGAGAGAUGGUGGGACCAACGAGGCCAUUGUUCAUGCUGUUUGGAUCAUCUAUAGUUCAAUUGAGCUUCAGUAAUGGCGGUUGGGCUGCCAUCCUCUCCGAUAUCUAUGCCCGCAAAGUUUGUCAAUUUCAUACCAUUUCCUCUUUCACUCGCCUUCUGACAAAGCUUAAUUGACAGUUACUACAUUUUUGUGAUUUUGCAUUUCGUGUGAGCUGUUCCAAUUAAUUUGCCAGAAUCAAUCUAUGAACGUCGCAAUAUGUUGCUGUGAACGUGAUCAUGACAUUUAUCUAAUUUCGCACUGCUAUGUUUGGAGGGGGAAAAAAUUCAAUCAUUCAAGCUUUUGGAGAAUUCAAUUCCAUUUAGAUCAUUAAAUGUAGUAUGUGGAAAGCGGUAUUUUACUAGUUCAAUUUCAUCUCCACUGUGGCAGUGGAAAUGAAGGCUGAUAUAAUUAGCAGAGGUUACUAUGGUUGGAAUUCAAGACGAGCUCUCCAAAUCCUUGAUCAAGUUUUCCCAAAGGAUGCUGAAAUUCAGCCGGAGUUGGUGAUUGUGUAUUUUGGUGGCAAUGAUUCCACGGGACCUCAUUCAUCUGGACGAGGUCCUCACGUCCCUCUUCCAGAAUACAUUGAGAACAUGAAGAAAAUCGGAACCCAUCUCAAGAAUCUAUCAGACAAGACUCGCGUAAUAUUUCUGAGUUGUCCUCCUGUCGAUGAAGCCAAGAUUCGUAACAACAGUUCCUUUUUCAGUGAGCUAGUCCGGACAAAUGAGCUAUGUCGAACAUAUUCUGAAGCUUGUAUGGAGCUGUGCCAGGAGUUGGGCGUAAAGGCAAUCGAUCUAUAUACUGCAUUCCAGAAACGAGAAGAUUGGCUAGAUGCUUGCUUCAUAAAGGAUGGAGUUCACCUGUCCGAGGAGGGCAGUAAGAUGGUCGCGGAGGAAAUACUGAAGGUGCUCAGGGAAGCUGAGUGGGAGCCUAGUCUACAUUGGAGAUCAAUGGCUACUGAGUUUCCGGAGGACUCGCCUUACGAUCUCGUUGCUGCUGAUGGAAAAAGAACCUUGAAUCCCUCCGAAUGGACUUACCACAGAGAAAUCCAAUGGGAGUGAGCCUUGGUCACACUUCUAGGAUCAUUAUUGUGUGUGUGUUCAAAUAUGCAUCAACCUUCAAGAUGGAGGUAAGUGAUGCCUCUCAUUGUGAUGGAGAAUUAUAGGGUCAAUUCUUUGAGAUUGAAACAGUUGCAUCUGAUAAAUGUGUGUUUAAUGUCAGAAAUAUUCUGUUGCUAGAUGUAUUAGAUUGGUGUAAUCAUUUAAACGACUCAAUUAUAACACUCUUUUCAA